Messenger RNA from Parnassius apollo (apollo), 279 nucleotides. The record is from the annotation of a GenBank genome assembly. NCBI's taxonomy places the organism in Eukaryota, Metazoa, Arthropoda, Insecta, Lepidoptera, Papilionidae.
AUGAAAGUAAAGGCUGAUCGUGAUGAAGCUUCACCGUACGCGGCUAUGUUAGCUGCACAGGAUGUUGCAGAGAAAUGCAAGACUCUUGGAAUCACAGCUCUGCACAUCAAACUACGUGCCACAGGUGGUAACAAGACCAAGACCCCAGGACCAGGUGCUCAAUCCGCCCUCCGUGCCCUGGCCCGUUCCAGCAUGAAAAUAGGCCGUAUCGAGGAUGUUACUCCAGUGCCAUCAGACUCUACGCGCAGGAAGGGUGGUCGUAGAGGGCGCAGGCUGUAA